GCGGGCCGGAAGCGGGCUGCCUGCGCCCCGGCGCCGGUCCCCACGCGGUCCCGGCUGGAGGCCCGGGAUGAGUAGGCUCUGGCCGUGGGGCGGGGAGCGGAGUAAGAAUCCUCCACUGUCAUGGAACCAGUCGUUCAUUCCACAGACCCUUGCUGAGCACAUGCUGUGUGUCAGGCCCUCCCCCAGGCUCUGGGGUUACAGCACGAAUAACCAGACUGCAGGUCUUAUCUCAUGGGGGAAGGUGGAGAAGAAGCAAGUGGUCCUUGCGGGGAGACGGACAGGGGUGGAUGGUACUUGGGCCUGGGCUCCUUCCACUCACCACUCACUGUCUCCAGCGCCUGCUCUGCCCCUGACGGGGACCCUGGAAUGGCGGGGCCACUUGUGAUGCCCACACUCCAGGAGGCCAUUGUGUUUGAGGACGUGGCCGUGUACUUCACAAGGAUAGAAUGGAGUUGCCUGGCCCCCGACCAGCGGGCGCUGUACAGGGAUGUGAUGCUGGAGAACUACGGGCACAUGGCCUCGCUGGGCUUUCUUGUUGCUAAACCAGCACUGAUCUCUCUCCUGGAGCAAGGGGAGGAGCCAGGGGCUUUGAUUCUGCAGGGGACUGAGGAGCCAGGGUCCACAGCCAGCCUAUGCCCAGAUUCUAGGAUGCAGGCUGCGAUCAAGGAAUCUUGUCUGAGGAGAGUGUCCUCUAAGCAGUUAGGACCACUGGGCACAGUUUGGGGGCACCUCCCUGGGGGAAGACCCAAGUUUCCUGAACGGAAUGGCAGUCCUGAGGAUGGGUCAGAUAAACGACCCCUCAACCCCAAGAGAGGCAGCCCAGGUGGGGACCUUAGCACGUCCCCCGCGGCCCUGGAGGAGAAACAGCGAGGCUGGAGCCCUGCGGAUGCUGUAGGGGAGAGGGCGUACCGGUGUGCCUGCGGCAAGGCCUUCAAGUACAACUCACUGCUGCUCAGGCACCAGGUCAUCCACACGGGGGCCAAGCCCUACCAGUGCACCGAGUGCGGCAAGGCCUUCAAGCAGAGCUCAAUCCUCCUGAGACACCAGCUGAUCCACACGGAGGAGAAGCCCUACCAGUGCAGCGAGUGUGGGAAGGCCUUCCGGCAGAGCACUCAGCUGACAGCGCACCACAGAGUCCACACUCGGGAGAAGCCCUAUGAGUGCGGCGAGUGCGGAAAGGCCUUCGGCCGCAGCUCCCGGCUCUGGCAGCACCAGAAGUUUCACACGGGGGAGAAGCCGUACGAGUGCGGCGAGUGCGGGAAGGCCUUCUGCCGCAGGUUCACCCUCAAUGAGCACUGCCGCAUCCACAGCGGGGAGAGGCCUUACACGUGUCUGCAGUGCGGGCAGCGCUUCAUCCGUGGGUCCUCACUGCUCAAGCACCACAGACUGCAUGCCCGGGAGAGCCCCCAAGAAGUCAGCGGCUGUCAGAAGCCCCUGCUCAGCGCGGCACAGAAGACUGCCUCGGGGGACAGGCUCUACCAGUGCUCUGUGUGCCAGAAGCCCUUCAAACACAACUCCUUGCUCCUCCUGCACCAGAGGCUGCAUACGGGUGAGAAGCCGUUCGAGUGCAGGGAAUGUGGCAAAGCCUUCAGCCGAAAGUCCAACCUCACGCUGCACCAGAAGACCCACACCAAGGAGAAGCCCUUUGCCUGCACAGAGUGUGGCAAGGCUUUCCGCAGGAGCUACACCCUGAACGAGCACUACCGGCUCCACAGCGGAGACAGGCCGUACAGGUGCCAGGCCUGCGGGAGGGCCUGCAGCCGGCUGUCCGCCCUCAUCCAGCACCAGAAAGUCCAUGGCCCAGAGUGUGCCCAGGACGGCGGGAAAGACAGACGGUUUCCCCACUGGGCUCCCCGUUGAGUUGAUAAAGAGAACCCGGGGUGUCUGUGUGGCUCUGUUGGUUGAGUGUCUGACUUGAUUGUGGCUCAAGUCAUGAUCUCAGUGUCGUGAGAUCGAGUCCUGCGUCAGGCUCGGCACUGGGCGUGGAAUCUGCAGGAGAUUCUCUCCUUCUCUAAACAACAACGAUAAAAAGGCAGAGAACCUACCUGGGGGAGGCGCCAAGGCAGAAAGCUGUCAAUCCUCCCCGUUUGGCUGUGCAACAGGGCAUUUCUCUUGGAUGGAGAAGGGACAGGGCUGGGGCUGUGGUCAAGCAGCCUGCAGGCUGAGGGAAGGACAGUGAGGAAGGCUGAGCCAGAGUGGGGACUCCCCGUGACUGUCAAGCCUGGAUGUCCGCCAACAGAGCAGCAUUUCUAAACUAUCCCGGUCUGUGCCUGGAUGUAUACACGGGCUUCAAUAAAUCACAUGGGGGUUGUGGGUGGGUUUUGUUUUCUUCUUCCACUCACCUGUUUUCCAAAUACUGAGUUUUGAUCAGAAAAAAGAAAAGGGAAAGAUAUGUUGGCGUUUUCUUGGUUGUUCUUUUGUUAUCAGGACUGAUGAAGAUCAGACCCUGUUUGCAGGGGCCCCGGCCACCUAGUGGGAAGGAGAGGGGCCGGCACUAGAAUCCACACAGCGUCUGGCCUGGGGAUGUUUGGGAUUCCCAGGUGGACCAAGGGUUUGUCAGCAAGCCAGGGCAAGGCUGGAGGGUAGUGGUGGCUAAAACCGGGACUUGGGAGCAGGGUCUGCAGGCUCCUGGGCAGGGUCUCGGGAGCCCCAGCCAAGCCGAGUGUGAUCUGCCUUCACCAGGCCUGUCAGCAGAAGGUGCUCACUGGGGAGGAGCCUCCUGGGGGGCUCUUAGUGACCCCUCUUCUUCAUCAGCCCCCAACCCCAGGAACCCUGAGAAUGCUGGCAGGCAUCUGCUGCAUCUUAGAAAAGGUGUGCCAGAAAGGAAGCCACCAGUCCCAAGCAGAGCUGAAAGACCUGAACAGGGGAUGUGUAUUUUCUGAUCAACAUUUUUUCCCUCAGUAUAAAUUUUUUGUAGGGCAUUUGGGAAAUGCAAAAACUUAUAAACAAAGAAAUGUAGAUGGGGCACCUGGGUGGCUCAGUCAGUUAAAGCCUCUGCCUUCGGCUCAGGUCAUGAGUCCCGCGUCGGGCUAAGUCGG
Zalophus californianus (California sea lion) is the source of this 3038-nucleotide messenger RNA. RefSeq names its product zinc finger protein 517 (gene ZNF517). The record is from RefSeq and is a predicted model, not a curated record. Gene Ontology annotation, biological process: negative regulation of transcription by RNA polymerase II. Gene Ontology annotation, molecular function: DNA-binding transcription repressor activity, RNA polymerase II-specific. NCBI's taxonomy places the organism in Eukaryota, Metazoa, Chordata, Mammalia, Carnivora, Otariidae. The transcript is spliced from 6 exons. The coding region runs from base 232 to 1860 and encodes 542 amino acids.